Drosophila ananassae is the source of this 1817-nucleotide messenger RNA. Its product is annotated as UDP-glycosyltransferase UGT5. NCBI's taxonomy places the organism in Eukaryota, Metazoa, Arthropoda, Insecta, Diptera, Drosophilidae. Bases 1 to 1614 code for a protein of 537 amino acids. Gene Ontology annotation, molecular function: UDP-glycosyltransferase activity. The record is from RefSeq and is a predicted model, not a curated record. The transcript is spliced from 3 exons.
AUGGUCCUAAAAAAUAAUCAACUUAAAAUGAAGAGAAAAAAUCUCAAUAUUGGUUUCAUUUCUUUGUUCUGCUUUUAUUUUGUUGCAACAGUUUCAGCUUACAAUUACCUGGUAGUGUCACCCUCUGCUGCCAGUUCCCACUACCAUGUGGGGUUUUCGUUGGUAAAAGGCUUGGCCAAUUCAGGACAUAAUGUAACCCUAAUUUCAGCAUUUAAGCAAAAGAAGCCUGUAGAUAACAUUAAGGAUGUGACAGCUCUUGGCAUACAUAAGACCAUGGAAGAACAUAUAAGCAGUAUUGUGAAAAAUAUGAAGAAGCCGAUGUGGUUGCAGUCUUUUGAUAUAUACAGCAUGGGCCUAAAAAUGACCGAAGCCUUGUUGAAUGAUACCUCGGUGUUGGAAUUAAUGAAAUCGAAUAAGACCUUUGAUGCCGUAAUUUCAGAGGUCUUUCUAAACGAAGCUCAGUUGGGACUGGCCGAGCACUUCAAGGCUCCACUCAUUGUUUUAAGUGCGGUUGGCGCUAUGCCCGCUCACGCGGAUCUGGUUGGAACUUCAUUUACACCCUCCUACAUACCGCAUGCCCUACUUCAUUUUACCGACCACAUGGACCUAUGGGAACGAUUGGUCAACUUUCUCUUUGUGACCUUCACUUAUUCCAUCCAUAAAUUUUUCGCAUUGCCCCAACAUGAAGCCCUUUACCAGAAAUAUUUCCCUGAUAAUAAGAUGGAUUUCUACGAGAUGCGCAGGAAUACAGCUCUAGUUCUCGUCAACGAGCAUGCUUCCCUUAAUCAUCCCCGACCAUUUUCCCCGAACAUGAUCCCAGUAGGUGGAAUGCACAUCAAUCGCCAGCCACCUCAACCCCUGCCCGAAAAUAUUCGGCUGUUUAUUGAGGGUGCCGAGCAUGGAGUGAUUUAUUGUUCAUUGGGCUCGAAUGUUAAAAGUAAAACUCUGCCAUUGGAAAAGCGCCGAGCAUUUUUGGAAACUUUUGGGAAACUAAAACAACGAGUUUUGUGGAAGUUUGAAGAAUCUGAUCUGCCUGGAAGACCUGAUAAUGUACUUAUAUCCGACUGGUUUCCGCAGAAUGACAUUCUGGCCCAUGAUAAAGUUAUUGCUUUUAUCUCCCAUGGUGGUCGGCUGAGUAUUUUGGAGUCUAUUUACCAUGGCAAGCCUUUUGUGGGGAUUCCGUUUUUUGGUGACCAAUUCAUGAUUAUGGCGCAAGCGGAGCAAAAUGGAAUAGGAAUCGCCCUUAACUACGGGGAUCUUACAGCUGAUAUACUUCUGGCUGCCACUAAGAAAAUUCUCCAGGAUCCAAAGUUCACUCGGAACGUCCGGGAUAUGUCCGACAGAUUUCGUGAUCAGCCGCAAACUCCACUGGAACGUGCUGUGUGGUGGGUGGAACACGUCACUAGGCACAAGGGAGCCAAAUACCUUAAGAGUGCUGGGCAGGAAUUAAACUUUUUUCAGUACCACAGCCUGGAUGUCUUGCUAAUUCUCUUCAUUGGACUUUUUUUCAUUAUUUAUUUACCAAUCAAAACAUUUGUAUGGAUACUAAAUCGUUUAAAUCAAUUUUUUUUUAAAACAAAGGUACAACACGGCAAAAAAAUUAAACAAAAUUAGUAGGCUUGUAAAUAAAUGUUAAAAAGGUUAUAUGAUAAAGCAACUAUCAUCUCUUUUUUAUUAGAAAGCCUACUGUUUUUCGCAAGUAUAUGAAUUGGCUAGUUUUGGAACCAUUUGAUAUUGCUGAACAAGCUCGUAAAAAUUUCAUUUGAAUUUUUGGCGGGGUAUGCGGUUGGUCUUAGCCUGCGGUAAGAAACUUGAAA